AUUCCGUGACGGUAGACAGACAGACAGACGGACAGGCAGACAGACGGAAAAGGGAGACCUAUUUCUUCGUACUCUAGGGGUCAUGAAAGGUCGAGAAAAUGUAAAAGUAGAGACUCGACUACAACGCAUCUCUAAGAUAUAAUUCUCGGAAUUUGAGGAAAAUUAAAAAGUAACGAAAUUGUGCGAUAAACCAAAUAUUUCAUAUUUUUAUCGUUAUCAUCUGCACACUCGACAGGGGAAUACCCCACCUAAAAAUUUAGAUUUCUGGGAAACCUUUGACGUACUUUGUUGCUUUAUCUAAAUUAAAUAAUCGAAAUCCACUAUUUUCGAUUAGCGUUCCAAGUGUGCAUAACAUUGCGAAAAAAUGGAUUUCGUCGCUGUACAAACCGACGACUGGAUCGAAAAACUAAAAUGUGCGAGCUGCGGAAACUACCUGUCGUACUUUCCAAUCCACACCACCUUCAGCAACAAAAACAUCUGCGGAAGAUGCCGCACUCCCCCAGAAAACACCAUCAGAAACGAGAUCUACGAGCUGGUCUCCCAGCAGAUAAGAUUUCCGUGCCGUUACAUGAGCGAAGGCUGCUUUACUAAAUUGUCUCCUGAAGGCACCCCACACCACGAAAAUCAGUGCACUUUCAAAGACCUCAAGUGCCCCACCCACGAUUUCACCAGUUGUAAAGCCAAGGUAUCUUAUUGGGACUUCAUAACGCACUGCCAACUUAAACAUGGCGACUUGUUUCUGAAGAACGGCCAAUUCGAAAUUUACCUGACGUGGUCCCAGAACUCCUACCACCUUCUAGAACACAACAACCAACUUUUUAUCGUCAGGAAGAAGUUUCGAGUGGAGGAUAGUCUUUUCCACAUUUCUGUAACACUUUCCGAACGUAGCGAUCAUGCAGUGUGGCCGUACAAAGUGCGUUUGUCGUGUGGUACCGCUGAGAUGGCGGUUAAAGGUAACACUAAAGUGGGUGUUGAGAAGAUUUUUUUGAAUUCGUUGAUCAGCCAGAAGGGGAAGGCGUCGAAGAUUACCGGGAGGGUGUUUUUGAUGAGGAAGGCCAGUGGUCCCGAGGCGGUAAAGGACGAGAGGAAUGUGUUUCUGGCAAGGGGAUUUCCAAGCACCAGCUCGAGGGUAGGUGAAGGGUCGAUGAGUUCGAGAAGUCCGGAGCGUGGAAACCUGGGGAAAAUGGCCAUGGAGAGGAACAAGUACCGCUCGCUGUUUUACGAUCGCAAUCAAAAAUAAUAAAAGUUUGAAUUGUCCAGUAGACAA
This is a messenger RNA of Zophobas morio, 1267 nucleotides long. Its product is annotated as E3 ubiquitin-protein ligase siah2-like. Gene Ontology annotation, molecular function: ubiquitin conjugating enzyme binding; ubiquitin protein ligase activity; zinc ion binding. The record is from RefSeq and is a predicted model, not a curated record. Gene Ontology annotation, biological process: proteasome-mediated ubiquitin-dependent protein catabolic process; multicellular organism development. The coding region runs from base 365 to 1240 and encodes 291 amino acids. Gene Ontology annotation, cellular component: cytoplasm. The transcript is spliced from 2 exons. NCBI's taxonomy places the organism in Eukaryota, Metazoa, Arthropoda, Insecta, Coleoptera, Tenebrionidae.